Colletotrichum scovillei is the source of this 1138-nucleotide messenger RNA. Its product is annotated as ctr copper transporter. Gene Ontology annotation, cellular component: plasma membrane. Gene Ontology annotation, molecular function: copper ion transmembrane transporter activity. The transcript has 2 exons. Lineage: Eukaryota; Fungi; Ascomycota; Sordariomycetes; Glomerellales; Glomerellaceae. The record is from RefSeq and is a predicted model, not a curated record. Gene Ontology annotation, biological process: copper ion transmembrane transport; intracellular copper ion homeostasis. Bases 469 to 1038 code for a protein of 189 amino acids.
CAACAGAUGCGACGGCAACUCGAUCUAGGGUUUGCAAUUGGCCAAGCUUUGUGUUUUGGCAGAUUUCCACGUGGAGAAUGGAGUCAACUUGCGCGUUUCGGGACCCUCUUUUCCCACAUUGUUUCCGACGACACGGACGUCAGAUGCCGUGCCACCCGGGAUGGAGGGAGAAACUUGCUCAUAGUAACGCUCGUGCCGAUCUUCCACUUUACGGUAUCAUCUCCCUGGGAUGGAUGAGAGAAAGAGACUUCUUAACUUUGAUAAAUCAUAUGAUGCCGCCAUCGAUAUCAACGACGGGACCAGACUUGUCUAUCAAAGACUCAGCACUGCAAUACACCCUACCACAUCGAUUCUGCGAAUUUCCAUCGACAAGAAUCGACUGUAUCAGCAAUCUCCAGGCGAAUUGAAAGUUAAAUCACCCCAGAGCAAAUAUCCACCGAUCGGAGUACCACUCCAUAGUCGACCGAAAUGGACAUGAACAUGGCGACCAGCACAGCCAUGGCGAUGGCAACAUCGACUAGUGCUGCCUCCGGCGAUAUGUCGAGCAUGUCGAUGUCAAUGUCUGAAAUGGCUAUGACAUUCUUCGAAGCCUUCCAAACACCACUCUACUCGGACGCAUGGACACCGACAAGUCCCGGUCAAUAUGCGGGCACCUGCAUCUUUCUCAUUGUGCUGGGCUCGAUCUUACGCCUCCUACUCGCUCUGAAGCCCGUACUCGAAGACCGAUUCUGGAGAAACUACCCCGCCUACGAAUCGGACAAGCAAGCCUUGACAAGUCACCAUGCAGAGAGUAUUGAGCCAGGACAGGCCGGCUCGGUGAUCCGAAAAGAUAUUGUAGGACGAUGGAAAGGGUGGCGGGCUGGUGCUGCUGCUGCAAGGGCCACUUACGAAGUCAUUGUGGGAGGGAUCGGAUAUCUCCUGAUGCUUGCGGUCAUGACGAUGAAUGUUGGCUACUUUCUCUCUGUGCUCAGUGGUGUUUGGCUCGGAACGUUUCUGCUUGGUGGACUUGCAGGCGGUAGUCCGGCGAUUCACUGCUAGAACAAGAAGAUGGGAUAAAUGAUAGCGACAAACUUAUAUCAAGUCGAAGUUUAGCCAUUCAGUAUUAGCAGAUAAUUUAAUUGUGAUGAACUAAUGUCCU